UGACAACGUCACUCAUUUUUAAGUCCUCUUCACAGCCAGGAACGCACUGAGCACAAGUGUUGGUAUUCAGCCUAGUGAGCCUACUACCUGGCCAAGGUCUUGUCCGCGGUCCCUAGCCUACAAAAAACAACGCAGAUGACCGGCGAGGUCUUAACUGUUACUUAUCGAUGAUGGCCUCGCAGAAAGGGAUGUUUGCUGGGGUUUUACUUUGUCUCGGUGAGUUUACUGAUCUGAUAUAAUUUCAUAAAUGUCUCUAUGUUACACUGCAAGAGCCACACCCAUGUGUUUUUUAGGGAAAUGUCUCUCCUUUAUAGACAUUUCUACUGUAUCGGCGUCACCUCACUUGUUCAGCUCAUCUUGUUUUGUACAAUUGGUAGAAUAGGAUGCACUUACAUUUGAUGAAAAAGCAGAAAGUAAAAGAAUACAAUACAUUUUGUAUUUACUGCCUAGUGUCCAGAGAAGAAGAAACAGAGCGCAGCAGCAUUUAAAAAUCAUUCAGUUUGUUGAUGCACCUGUGCGUCAAUCUAAGUAACAUAAUAAAAAUAAAAAAAGCCCAGUCAAAAUCCAUCAAUUUAAACGAGAGAUAUCCGUUUUUUUUUGCAACGCCUAUGUCGGCCUUCCGCAUCUGCCGUGGAAGGUGUCCGAGCUACACCUGUGUUUGUCAGACCAUGAGACAUCCCGGAAAUCGGUCUUCUCACGAAAACGUCUGAAGCAUCCGAACGGUUUGGCCCUACAAACUGUUUUGGACUCGUCUGAAGGAAAUCCAUACAAACGAAUGGAAGUAUGGAGGUAGUUUUGUGCCGACAAAAAUAAGGGGUUAAAUAUGCACAAAAAAAGCUUAAAUAUUUCCUGAGCUUUCUUAUCUCCUAGAUAUGACACACGUCAAAACCUUAUUCCUUAUGAUUCAUUUUAUGACUAUUUUUUUUUGCCAUUUAUGAAUAUGUUAUUCAAUGAUUUCUAUGGGCUAUAGUAGUAACGGCCAAAUUCAAAAUGUUAUCAAAUAAUUGUAUUAUUAUUAUUUUAGGGGUCCUAAAAUUCCAAAUCAAUUAGCUAAAUUAUAUGACCAUCUUAAAACAAUUCCAUAUGUUAGCUUAGUACCAUAACCCUAGUAGCUAACCCUAACCUUAGGUAGAGGUGUUAUUUCAUAGUGUUGAUGUCUUCACUAUUAUUCUACAAUGUAAAAAUUAGUAAAACUAAAGAAAAACCCUUGAAUGAGUAGGUGUAUCCAAACUUUUGACUGGUAGUGUAAAUAUAUAUGACCAUUUUAUAAAUGAUAUAAUUGCAUGAUAUGAUUGCAUAUACAGUUGAAGUCAAAAGUUUACAUACACCUUAGCCAAAUACAUUUAAACUCAGUUUUUCUGACAUUUAAUCCUAGUAAAAAUUCCCUGUCUUAGGUCAGUUAGGAUCACCACUUUAUUUUAAGAAUGUGAAAUGUCAGAAUAAUAGUAGAGUGAUUUAUUUCAGCUUUUAUUUAUUUCAUCACAUUCCCAGUGGGUCAGAAGUUUACAUACACUCAAUUAGUAUUUGGUAGCAUUGCCUUUAAAUUGUUUAACUUGGGUCAAACGGUUCGGGUAGCCUUCCACAAGCUUCCCACAAUAAGUUGGGUGAAUUUUGGCCCAUUCCUCCUAACAGAGCUAGUAAAACUGAGGCAGGUUUGUAGGCCUCCUUGCUCACACAUGCUUUUUCAGUUCUGCCCACACAUUUUCUAUAGGAUUGAGGUCAGGGCUUUGUGAUGGCCACUCCAAUAUCUUGACUUUGUUGUCCUUAGGCCAUUUUGCCACAAUUUUGGAAGUAUGCUUGGGGUCAUUGUCCAUUUGGGGUCAUUGUCCAUUUGGAAGACCCAAGCUUUAACUUCCUGACUGAUGUCUUGAGAUGUAGCUUCAAUAUAUCCACAUAAUUUUCCAUCCUCAUGAUGCCAUCUAUUUUGUGAAGUGCACCAGUCCCUCCUGAAGCAAAGCACCCCCACAGCAUGAUGCUGCCACCCCCGUGCUUCACGGUUGGGAUGGUGUUCUUCGGCUUGCAAGCGACCCUCUUUUUCCUCCAAACAUAACGAUGGUCAUUAUGGGCAAACAGUUCUAUUUUUGUUUCAUAAGUCCAGAGGACAUUUCUCCAAAAAGUACGACCUUUGUCCCAUGUGCAGUUGCAAACCGUAGUCUGGCUUUUUUAUGGCGGUUUUGGAGCAGUGGCUUCUUCCUUGCUGAGCGGCCUUUCAGGUUAUGUCGAUAUAGGACUCGUUUUACUGUGGAUAUAGAUACUUUUGUACCUGUUUCCUUCAGCAUCUCCACAAGGUCCUUUGCUGUUGUUCUGGGAUUGAUUUGCACUUUUCACACCAAAGUACGUUCAUCUCUAGGAGACAGAACGUGUCUCCUUCCUGAGCGGUAUGAUGCCUGCGUGGUCCCAUGGUGUUUAUACUUGCAUACUAUUGUUUGUACAGAUGGACGUGGUACCUUCAGGCGUUUGGAAAUUGCUCCCAAGGAUAAACUAGACUUGUGGAGGUCUACAUUUUUUUUUCUGAGGUCUUGGCUGAUUUCUUUUGAUUUUCCCAUGAUGAAGGUAGGCCUUGAAAUACAUCCACAGGUACACCUCCAAUUGACUCAAAUUAUGUCAAUUAGCCUAUCAGAAGCUUCUAAAGCCAUGACAUCAUUUUCUGGAAUUUUCCAAGCUGUUUAAAGGCACAGUGAACUUAGUUUAUGUAAACUUCUGACCCACUGGAAUUGUGAUACAGUGAAUUAUAAGUGAAAUAUUCUGUCUGUAAACAAUUGUUGGAAAAAUUACUUGUGUCCUGCACAAAGUAGAUGUCCAAACCGACUUGCCAAAACUAUAGUUUGUUAACAAGAAAUAUGUGGAGUGGUUGAAAAACGAGUUUUAAUGACUCCAACCUAAGUGUUUGUAAACUUCCGACUUUAACUGUAUAUAUAUUAAAUUAUUAUAAUGUUUUAUUUUUAAUACUGAACAUUUUCAAAUUAUCCAAUGGAUUAUGUUCAUUUACUGGUAAAAUAAAAAAAGUGGAGGUACAAAAACCUAAAUUCUAUUUUAAUUAGCUCCAUGGCUCAGGUGGCCAAGUGUACGCUACGGCGAAAAGCUGUUUGGCUCAGCUCAGUCGCGACUCGCAAAGAGGAAGAACUUUGCAGGUGUUUCUGAUUAACAUACAAUGCCAUGCUGGUGGGUGGUAACAUUCAAAUAAAACCCAACCCUGAAAAGAAAUGUAGACUGAAAAUGUAUUAGCACAUCAUGUCAUAGGGGAAACACACAGCAUUGGCACGGAAAAUAUUCAAAGUCCCCACUUCGGAUUUCCCACUUCAAGCCCAAAUAUAUCAUACUUUGACUAAAACAAUUACUUAUUGAAUUGUUGUGCAACAUCAUGGGCAUUAUCUUUCAGUCUGAAAAAAUAAUAAUUCCUCUCUUGUGGUACUUUAAGGUUUCAUCUCCUUCAAGUUGGUGGCAGCUCAUUUGCCAUUAAUUUUCGUGUUACAAAGCACUGUCACGACUUCUGCCGAGGCUGCCUCCCCUCCUUGUUCGGGCAGGUUUCGGCGUUCGUCGUCACCGGCUUACUAGCUACUGCCGCUCCCAUUCUCAUCACUCCACUUGUCAUGUCUUGUCUUGUCAAUCACACACACCUGGUGCUCAUUCCCCUAAUUAGUAUGGGUAUAAGUGUUCGCUCUGUCUCCUUGUCUUUGUGAGUGAUUGUUCAUUGUGGGAAGAGACUCGCUCAUUGAGAUACUCGCUCAUUGAGAUACUCGCUCAUUGAGAUACUCGCUCAUUGAGAUACUCGCUCAUUGAGAUACUCGCUCAUUGAGAUACUCGCUCAUUGAGAUACUCGCUCAUUGAGAUACUCGCUCAUGUGUUUUGUGCCAGGGUUGAUUUUCCCCUUUUUCAUUACGGUUGUUGUAUUUUGUGUUUGGUCAGGUUGGAUUGUUUUCCCCUGUACCUGUUUCGAGUGGCGCUGUUAGCGCAUUCAACUGCUGUGAGGAAUAAACUCUGCAUUUCCCGAUUUGACUCCUGACUCCGUCCAUUAUUCACCACUUAAUCUUAACAGUGCUCACCUCCUACAGCUCUAUGCCUCCAGUGUCUGUAAAACCUGUCUUCCUGUCUCCCUGUUUCUUCCUGUCCUGUCCUCCUGUUUGUCUCUCUCUGUCCCAGUCGUGUCCACAACUGUAGCUUUACAGGUGUCCAUCCCUGAGCGUAUCUAUGAGUUCGCCAGGGGAGACAACAUCACUAUACCAUGCAGCUUCAAACCCAAGAACCCAACCAACAGUCUGGUCAUCAUAUACUGGUUGGCAGAAGCAGACAAUCCAGAAGAGCCAGAGGUAAUAAAUCAGCCAGAAACUGCUCUGACCAGCCCUGACUAUUACGUCCAGUGGGGUUCAAUUAUUGAUCCCCUUGAUAAAGGGAGGUAGCUCAGUUGAUAGAGCAUGGCGUUUGCAACGCCAGGGUUGUGGGUUCGAUUCCCACGGGGGGCCAGUAUGAAAAGAAUAAUGUAUGCACUAACUGCAGUUCGUUUUGGUUGUGUUUCAGAUUAUUUAUUACUCCUGAGUGGCGCAGUGGUCUAAGGCACUGCAUCGCAGUGCUAACUGUGCCACUAGAUCCUGGUUCGAAUCCAGGCUCUGUCGCAGCCGGCCGCGACCGGGAGACUCAUGGGCGUCGCACAAUUGGCCCAGGGUAGGGGAGGGAAUGGCCGGCAGGGAUGUAGCUCAGUUGAUAGAGCAUGGCGUUUGCAACGCCAGGGUUGUGGGUUCGAUUCCCACGGGGGGCCAGUAUAAAAAAGUAUGUAUUCACUAACUGUGAGCGUCUGCUAAAUGACUAAAAUCUAAAUAUUUGGUGCCCAAUAGAAAUGAAUGGUAAAUUGUCACUUUUAUUAUAAAUAAGAAUAGAAGAUGUUUCUAAAUACAUCUACAUUAAUGUGGACGCUACCAUGAUUACGGGUAAUCCUGAAUGAAUCGUGAAUAAUGAUGAGUGAGAAAGUUAGAGGGUCAAAGAUCAUACCCCCAAGACAUGCUACAUUCUCACCAUUACCAAUAACAGGGGAGGUUAGAAUUUGUGUUAACAUUUUUUAUUUUUUAUUUUACCUUUAUUUAACUAGGCAAGUCAGUUAAGAACAAAUUCUUAUUUACAAUGACGGCCUACACCGGCUAAACCCGGACGACGCUGGGCCAAUUGUGCGCCGCCCUAUGGGACUCCCAAUCACGGCCGGUUGUGAUACAGCCUGGAAUCGAACCAGGGGGUCUGUAGUGAUGCAGUGCCUUAGACCACUGCGCCACUCGGGAGCCCAUGUUGUACAUGUUGUUGUUGUUGUUGACAUUGUUGUUUCCAGAUAUCCAUCCUAUCCUACUACUCUACUGGUGAUCUGGACAUCAGUGACAGGUAUGACGGAAGAGCUUCCCUGGAGCAGGACAUAGCUAAAGGAAUAGCCAACCUGAAGCUCUCCUCCAUCGGUCUCCAGGACAACCGACAAUACGAGUGUCGGGUCUCCAUCCCCAAGGAUGACGAGGGUCAGCUGGCUGACACCGCCCGCCUGGUGGUCCUGGGUAAAAAACAAUGACUUCCAUAGAAUGAAGUAGAAUUACAGAAUAUUACAUAAUAAACCCUAGAAUGUAGCUUUCAUUCCGCUUUAUUCCAUAAUAAACCUUAGAAAUCCGUAAAGUGUCGCAUGUUGAUGAUAGUGUUUAACCUAACAUUGCAAAAAUAUUGUGUACACAGUGGCUCCCUCUGUGCCUAUCUGUAAGAUCAAUGGGAGGGCAGAGUACUUCCAGGACAUCACUCUCACCUGUCUGUCUGAAGAGGGCUCUCCUCCUCCUAUCUACAAGUGGCAGGGCUACGACGUCAAAAACAUGCCCCGAGCACCUGCACCCAGGACAACGGAGAGUAUGUAGUGUCUGUGUGUGCUUGUUCAGUUUGAGUUCAUAUGUAUGUUGAUAUGACCUUGACCCUGACCUAACACAUUGUAUCCAUCUCUUCCAGAGGAUGGUGUUCUGUCUCUCUUCAACCUCACCAUGGAAUCCUCAGGAUACUACGUCUGUACCUCUUCUAAUAAGAUCCGCAGUACCAAAUGCAACCUGACGCUGUCUGUCAUGCCACGUGAGUGUGCAACACGAGACUGUGUUAGCCUGAUGAGCUAAAGCUUAGGCAUUAUCUCUGGGAGCUAACACAAAUGUUCAGAUCUGAGGCAACAUAACCAUCACAUGAGGCUGGUCCUGUAACAGGAUACAUACAGACACAUUUUAUCAAUAGAAAUGUAUAUUCCUCUACAUCUCCUCCUCACCUCUCCUCUCCUCCUCUCCUCUUCACCUUUCCUCUCCUCUCCUCUUCACCUCACCUCACCUCACCACUCCUCCUCUUCACCUCUCCUCCUCACCUCUCCUCUUCACCUCACCUCUCCUCCUCACCUCUCCUCCUCACCUCUCCUCUUCACCUCUCCUCUUCACCUCUCCUCUUCACCGCUCAUCUUCACCUCUCCUCCUCUCCUCUUCACCUCCUCUCCUCUCCUCUCCUCUCCUCUCCUCUCCUCUCCUCUCCUCUCCUCUCCUCUCCUCUCCUCUCCUCUCCUCUCCUCUCCUCUCCUCUCAUCUCUCUCCUGUAGCGUCUAUGAACAUGGGUUCAACAGCAGGUAUCAUUGGAGGCGUUGUGGUUGGUGCUCUGGUGCUGCUCAUCAUCCUCAUCUACUGCUGCUGCUGCAGAAAGAAGGAGGAGAAAGCAGAGGAGUACGCUAUGGGGUACGUAUGGUCUGACACACACACAGCAGGAGAGCUGAGAUGGUGAGAACAGACAGCGUGCUGAGUCUCCUGUCCUCUGAUAUGUCCUCAGGGUUCCAGAGGGGGAGGAGUUCCACGACAUCAAACCCGUGGUGAACGGCGAGGUUCGCCAGACGCGCAGCACGGAAGACGACGAUGACGACGACCACCCACCGAAGAUCGUGGACCGGCGCGACCAGUACAAGGAACGCAGCGAGAAGGACUACGAUGACCGCCGCAGCGACUACGAUGACCGCCGCAGCGACUACGAUGACCGCCGCGAACGCUACGGUGACCGCAGGAACCAGGACGACCGCUCCUCUGACCACCGUGACCGGUACGACCAUGACCGUGGUUACGAUGAACGCAGCGACGGCGGACGGUACAGUGACCGUUAUGAUGAGCCCUAUGAUGACCGUGACAGACCGCCCAGUGUACCGGCCAAUAAACCUGCUAAGCCUUCUACAAAUAGAAUAUAAUAAAAUCACUUUAGUUUUUCCGCAAGGGAACUUCUUUUUAGAGUGGUUCAAAAUAUAAAUAAAUAGCGUAAACAUAGUAGCUAGGUAAGGCUACACAAAGUGGCUAGCGACUAGGCUGAACUUAGUUACAUAAAUAACAGGACAACGAUAAACACAACAUAACAUUUUUUAAAGCCUAUAUAUCAGGGAUCAUCAACUAGAUUAUUUUUUUCUUUAGUGGAAGGUCAGAGGGCCGGAACAUAAUUACAAAUCAUUUGUAGACUGCAGAUUGACUGCAAGAAGCCAAAACAUAUAUCAUAUUUGACGACAAAUAUAAUAAUUUAUAACCUUGCUUACAUUUGUAUACGAUCACAUAU
Coregonus sp. 'balchen' is the source of this 7563-nucleotide messenger RNA. Lineage: Eukaryota; Metazoa; Chordata; Actinopteri; Salmoniformes; Salmonidae. The record is from the annotation of a GenBank genome assembly.